Eutrema salsugineum is the source of this 183-nucleotide messenger RNA. RefSeq lists its product as uncharacterized. Bases 1 to 183 code for a protein of 60 amino acids. The record is from RefSeq and is a predicted model, not a curated record. The transcript has 2 exons. Lineage: Eukaryota; Viridiplantae; Streptophyta; Magnoliopsida; Brassicales; Brassicaceae.
AUGAGGUUAGGCCGGCUUCUUCUAUAUAUCAUCACAAGACUUGCAAUGACCAGAAACACAACGAAAAAGAAAAUGGCUUUGACACCGCCAAAUGUUGCUGCGCUUGUGUUACCACUGCUUAUAAUUUUCACUUUCUCCUCUCAAGUUGGAGUUUUUGAAUCUAUAGGCCCCAAACUUGAUUAG